Messenger RNA from Juglans microcarpa x Juglans regia, 2655 nucleotides. Its product is annotated as proline-rich receptor-like protein kinase PERK9. Lineage: Eukaryota; Viridiplantae; Streptophyta; Magnoliopsida; Fagales; Juglandaceae. Gene Ontology annotation, biological process: protein phosphorylation. The record is from RefSeq and is a predicted model, not a curated record. Gene Ontology annotation, molecular function: protein kinase activity; ATP binding. The transcript has 11 exons. The coding region runs from base 1 to 2514 and encodes 837 amino acids.
AUGGGUGGUGUUGGUUCCUCCACCAAGGAUCACACUCCCCCUGAAGAUUCUUCUUCUUCUUCUUUCGAUGGAUUGUAUAGAGAUAGUGAGAUUUGUAAAGUUUUUUUGGAUUUGCUCGAACUACUCUGUAAGCUAUACUCUGUAAUAAUGGCUGUUUUUGAUUUGGGGUUCCCAUUACCUCUUUCCAAUCUUGGGUCGGGUCAGCCAAUAUCGUUGGCCGAUUUGGGUUCUGCUGGGGACGAGCUUUAUGAGCUGAGAAUGGAGAUUGCGGCGCAUUUGGGGCAUGGUGGCGACAUCUCCGGAAUCAUCUCCCUCAACCGUGCCACCGUCUUCGAACACUGUAUCACCUUCCACAACUUCGUCGUCGCCUCAACAAUCGUCCAGUACCACUCCGCCCGUAGAAACCUCUUCUCCUCCUGCUCCAGCCCCCCUACAAUUUCCACGCCUUCUGGGCCCAGUGCCGAUCCACCGGACCCUGCUACCUCUUCAACUUCAUCUCCUCUGACACAGUCCCCUCCUCCCGUUGUCCCGACGUCUCCUCCUCCAGUCCCGGAGUCAACCUCACCACCCUCACCUUCUGGGACUUCACCCCCAUUGACACCUACAAUAUCAUCUCCUCCUCCUCUCCAGUCUGAUCCGCCUACAUCACCAUCACCUCCAUCAUCCGAUGUUCCUCCUCCUUUGCCUUCCAAAUCUCCACCUCCAGAGAAUUCGCCUCCACCACCUUCAAAAUCUGAUCCACCAGUAAAUUCACCUCCUCCUCAUCCAUCAUCAACACCACCAGCGAAGUCACCUCCACCAGCAGCAUCAACCCCUCCUGUAUAUUCACCACCUCCACCAGCAUCUGUGCCACACCCAAGUUCACCUCCAACACCGGCAUCAACCCCUCCUGUAAAUUCACCUCCCCCGGCAGCAUCCGUGCCACCUCAAAGUUCGCCUCCAACACCCGCAUCAACCACUCCUGUAAACUCACCUCCUACUCCAGCAUCAGUGCCACCCCAAAGUUCACCUCGACCACCCAAGGUUACUCCUGUUACACCUGGUUCUGAACCAACUCCACCACCUUCAAAUUCUCCUCCAAAGACAUUGCCUCCAUCACCCAUCAUACAUCUUGCACCACCUCCGCCCUCACAUGUUUCUCCCCCAUCUCCUUAUCAAAAUCCAAUCCCCCCAUCAAAUGAUCUAGCUAAGAACAAGUCUAGUUCUAAUGAAGUAUCAAACUCCACUGGUAAUGGGACCAUUGGCAUCACUGGUAUAGUGGCUAUUGGUGUGGUGGUGGGAAUCAUAGUGCUUAGCCUAAUUGGAGUGGCUGUCUGGUGCAUAAGGAAGCAAAGAAAACGAUAUUCUGAAGUUAAUGGUCAUACCAUGCCAUCCCCUCCAGAUUCAUCCAUUACGAAGACACAUUCUUCAGCUCCCCUUUUACAAAGUGGUUCGGGCAGCAAUUUUGUCUCAUCUCCAGCAGAACCAAGUGGGUUAGGCAAUUCAAGGUUAUGGUUUACCUAUGAAGAGCUAGUCAAGGCCACAAAUGGGUUUUCAAAUGAGAAUCUUCUGGGUGAAGGUGGAUUUGGUUCUGUGUAUAAGGGAUACCUACCAGAUGGGAAAGAGGUAGCAGUCAAGCAGCUAAACAUUGGUGGGGGGCAGGGUGAGCGAGAAUUUAAAGCCGAAGUUGAGAUUAUUGGUCGUAUACACCACCGUCAUUUGGUGUCAUUAGUCGGCUACUGCAUUUCUGAGAACCGAAGGCUGCUUGUCUAUGACUAUGUCCCUAACGAUACCCUUUAUUGCCAUCUUCAUGGUGAAGGUAGGCUGGCUCUGGACUGGGCAACACGUGUUAAGGUUGCUGCUGGUGCAGCUCGUGGAAUAGCUUAUCUUCAUGAAGACUGUCAUCCUCGAGUUAUUCACAGGGAUAUUAAGUCAUCAAAUAUUCUUUUAGAUAACAACUUUGAAGCUCGGGUUUCAGACUUUGGACUUGCCAAAUUAGUUCUUGAUGCAGAUACACAUAUAACCACCCGUGUCAUGGGAACUUUUGGAUAUAUGGCCCCUGAAUAUGCAUCAAGUGGGAAAUUGACUGAUAAAUCUGAUGUAUACUCCUUCGGAGUCGUGCUUCUGGAGCUAAUUACUGGAAGGAAGCCUGUGGAUGCAACCCAACCCUUGGGGGAUGAGAGUCUUGUUGAAUGGGCUCGACCUUUGCUAAAUCAUGCACUUGAUGAUGUAGAAUUUAAACAUUUGGCAGAUCCAAGGCUCAUGAACUAUGUUGGGAGUGAAAUGUUCCGUAUGAUUGAGGUAGCUGCUGCUUGUGUGCGACAUUCAGCUGCCAAGAGGCCAAGAAUGGGACUGGUUGUUAGAGCCUUUGAUAGUUUAGCUACUUCCGAUCUAAGCAAUGGAAUGAGAGUGGGGGAAAGUGCAGUGUUUGACUCCGCACAACAAUCCGAAGAAAUCAGAUUGUUUCGGAGGAUGGCAUUUGGUAGUCAAAAUUACAGUACAGAUUUUUUUAGCCAAAGUAACUUGGAUAGUUAAGAGGACCUGGUAGAUAUUGGGAGAGAUGAAAAAACUGAACCAGGAGGGCCUGCCAAGCUGCGCUGGAGCCUUGUUCAAGUUCAAGUUGAUUAAAUUGCAGAGUUUGGCUCGGAUGAGAUGUAGUUAUUGCCUGUAAAUCAA